AUGACAAAAGAUAAUAAUAAUAAUAAUAAUAAAAAAGAUGAAGAAGAAAUUAUUAUUGAUGAAGAAGAUGAAUUUUUAGGAAUUUAUCAUCUUAGUAAAGAAGAAUUAAUUGAUACUAUUAGAGAUAUAAGAGAAGAAUAUUUUGAAUUACAAGAGGAUCAUAAUAAAUUAGAAGAACGUUAUAAAGAUAAAUUAAAAGAGAUUGAAUUUAAUCGUAAAUUAUUAACAGAGAGAGAAGAUCUAUUAUUACAAUUACAAUGGGACCCAAAUCAAGAUACAACUUAUUUUCAGCAAAUGGGUACAUCAGAAAGUAAUCAAACCAAUGAAUUGAAAAUGAAGGCGUUAAUGGACCAAAUGAGAGUGAUGGAACGUGGUAUUUUUGAACGUGAUGAAAAGAUUAAACAAAUGGAGAAGGUGAUUGAAACUUUCACACUCCAACAGAUAAAUAGUGGUCUAUCACCACCCACACAAAUUAUCUAUCCCCAAUUCAAUACAAUUAGACAACAACAACAACAAUACUCCUCUGCCAGUGAACCAAAUUCAACCACCACUACACCCACCGCUAAAGGUUCUUUAGUCGAUAAACUUUCACAAUCUUCUUCAACUGUUGAUGCUGGUAUUUUAUCAACUGCCGAUGCUCCAAAUACUUUUAUUCCAAUUUCAAAGUAUCCAUUACCAAGAGAAGCUUCAACUUUAUUUGAAUCUUCAAAUUCACCACAGCCAUCUACAACUGUAAAUAUAGUUUCAGCAAAUCAACAACAACAACAACAAUCAUUAAAUAGAUCAACAAGUUUUUGGCAAUCACCAAAAGCUUACGUUUCUAAUCUAUUAGGCUUAUCAUCAAAUGAUCAAAUCUCUAAAAAAGAUGAAAACGAUAAAUCUAUUGAUGAUUCUGAAAGCUUUGAAAUUGAAACAACAAAACCAAAUGUAGUUCAAUCAUCUUCUGCUAUUAGAGUUUAA
This is a messenger RNA of Dictyostelium discoideum AX4, 960 nucleotides long. RefSeq lists its product as hypothetical. The coding region runs from base 1 to 960 and encodes 319 amino acids. NCBI's taxonomy places the organism in Eukaryota, Evosea, Eumycetozoa, Dictyosteliales, Dictyosteliaceae. The transcript has a single exon. The record is from RefSeq and is a predicted model, not a curated record.